GCCAAGACUUGCAAGUUUCUGACCAACAAGCAGCAACGAUGAUGACGAUUGGGCUGUGGUUGGCGGUGACUGUGGCUGUGGUGGGUGCGCUGCAUGCACUCGUCAGCAGCAAGGUACCCGAGCCCUACAUGGAUGAGCAAUUCCACUGCCCACAGGCUCUUUUCUACUGUAAUGGGCAGUUUGACGUCUGGGAUCCCAUGAUUACCACGUUUCCGGGCACGUACCUACACAGCACAGCGAUGGCCAACCUUGUGACACGUGUCGCCAAGUGGCUGGGGGCAGAGUGGCUGUCCGACAUCAACUUCGUGUGUUCCCCUGUGGGGCUGCGGAUUAUCAACUCGCUCUUUACUCCAGCCAUCAUCUGGGUUGCUUUCCGAAUCAGACAGCGUCUUUACCCCAAAGAGAAUGCGUGGACGCAGGCGCUGAGCGCCACGUUGGUGGCGUGGAUGCCUGUGCUGUUCUUCUUCAAUGCGCUGUACUACACCGACCUGGGCUCUGUGUUCUAUGUGCUGCUGAGCUACCUGCUGCUGGCACUUUACUUUUAUAUCUGGAAGCGCCUGAUGAGCCACCAACAGAUACGUGGUCGCCUUCGCAUGGUGCUGUCGCCGCUGUUUGGAUUUGCACCGGCCAUCCUCACCGUCAUUCUCCCCGACUCCAAGAGCCACCUCCUCAACGUCCUCUUCUUCGCCGCCACCACCAUCGUGCUCGUCCCAGCACACCUGUUGGAGUUCCGGUACUUCUUGAUCCCGUAUGCUCUCUUCCGCGUGCGCAUGGUGCCCAGCAGCAAACGCGCGCUUCUCCUCGAAGGUGCUGCGUAUGUGCUUGUUAACGCCAUGGUGCUGUUCCUGUUCUUGGAGCGCCCCUUCCGCUGGCCCGACUCAGCUGACGAGCAGCGGUUCAUGUGGUGA
Molecule: messenger RNA, 908 nt
Organism: Salpingoeca rosetta
Lineage: Eukaryota; Choanoflagellata; Craspedida; Salpingoecidae
Exons: 7
Coding region: 39-908 (289 amino acids)
Biological process (GO): dolichol-linked oligosaccharide biosynthetic process; protein N-linked glycosylation
Cellular component (GO): endoplasmic reticulum
Molecular function (GO): dolichyl pyrophosphate Glc2Man9GlcNAc2 alpha-1,2-glucosyltransferase activity
Source: RefSeq, a predicted model, not a curated record